Messenger RNA from Salvelinus namaycush (lake trout), 4068 nucleotides. Its product is annotated as VPS9 domain-containing protein 1-like. Gene Ontology annotation, biological process: vesicle-mediated transport. Lineage: Eukaryota; Metazoa; Chordata; Actinopteri; Salmoniformes; Salmonidae. The record is from RefSeq and is a predicted model, not a curated record. The transcript has 16 exons. Gene Ontology annotation, molecular function: guanyl-nucleotide exchange factor activity; small GTPase binding. Gene Ontology annotation, cellular component: cytosol; endocytic vesicle. The coding region runs from base 70 to 2142 and encodes 690 amino acids.
UUGGGUUAGUUAUUUUAAAAAUCUGUAGCGCCAUCUUGCGGCUGUUGAAAUAUAUACUUCCGUUCGUUCAUGCAGAGUUUACAUCCGGAACGAUUGGUCACAACAAUAACAACAACCACCACCAUGGCAGCAGCUGGCGCUGACAUGAAGCCCCUUCAAAAUGCCAUGAAAAUAGCUAAAGUGGCUAUACAAUUGGACGCAGGGAACCGACAUAAGGAGGCUUACUGUGAAUACUUGAGGAGUAUCAACUUCAUCUCCCACUCACUUUUGGAGGAUGCUGUAUCGAGGCAGGGAGAGAUAGUAGCAGUAGAGGUGGAAAAGAUGUUGAGGCUGGCUGAGCAGUGUUUGGAGAGAGCCAAGUCCUCCUUCAUAGGAAGGAGAGAUGAACCUGCAACCCCUACCUCCUACACGACACCUAUCAACUUGGCAGCACUCAGCCUGACCACAGCCUUAGCAGUAAGCCCUGGAAAGAUUGUUUCGCCACAACCACAAGAGCCGGUUAUUUACUCGGGGCCUAAACAUAACCCCAGGCCUGGACAGCGCAGAGUUCUCUCUGAGGGUGGAGGGGAGGUCACCACCUUCCUGCCCCCAGAAGUCUUCCAGAGUUUGCAGAUAGUGGAGUCACAGGAUACCAGGAAGGAGCUUACACCCAUAGAGGAGGCCUCGCGGUUGAACCAGAAGUUGAAAGAAAAUUAUGAAGCUCGUCUGGCCCGACUCCCCCCUGCUCAGGCCCGUACACAGAAGACUUCCCUGACACUCUCUCUUCAGAGGCAGAUGAUGGAGAACCUGAUCAUUGCCAAGGCCAGGCAAGAUGCUCUCCAAAGGAAGAUGGAGGAGAGGAGUCUGCGGCUGCAGGAGGAGGCCAACAGGAGGUUUGCCGCAUCUGGAACAAUUACUGCAGAAGAACAGGAGCAACGUGUUCUGUACACAAAUGUUUUGGAAUAUGAACAAGAUCAUGACUGGCCCAAGCUAUGGAAAGCCAACAUUAAGAAAAAUCCUAAUGAUGCCACAUUGGUUUCCGGGCUUGUUUCAUGUCUUCUCAGCUGUCCUGACCACCCUGUGAUGAUGCUACUGAAAAGGCUCCAGUACAGAGUUUACAACAGGCUCUACCCAAUCGUGAGUAAGAGUCUCCCUGCAAGUCCUGCCCUGCCCAUGAAACCCUCCCACAGCGCUCAGAGCCUGUUGAUGUCAGACUCUCAUCAGAACGUGUCAAAAUCAGAAGUGGGCCACAGUAUGUCCUCCGAUGCCUCUCUCAAUAUCUCCUUCUCCCAUGACCAUAUUGCUAAUGAGGAGGAUAGUGAUGGGCCCCAUACACUGGACAGGGAGAAUUCGUUUGAGGAUCUGGAGCAGUUUCUGACACAGCUGGACUGGGCUCCAUCACAUGGGGACCCUGACGUGACCUUUGAACAGUCACAGUUGGAUCAGGAGGAGUCUCUCGUUCAAGACUUGGAGAUGCGUGAUCUCAAAGAACACCUCAAGGCUAUUGUGAAGGACAUCCAUAUUGCCAUUGAUCAACUGCUGUCGCUAUGUCUGCUCUCCUUUGAGUGUCUGAACACAGCCAGUUCUAAGGACCUGUGUGUGGCCAGCAUAGAAGAAGCCUUCUUCACUCCCCUCUGGAGCUCUUUGUUGGCUCUCUUCAGGAAGGUCCAUAGAGAGAAGGAGCUGUCCUUUGAGUCCAGUAUGAGGCUGUAUCGGGAUGCCUCACCUGGUGAUGUUGGUGUCGCAUCGAAACUGUACCCCCAGGACCCUGUCGUGCUGCAUGGUUCCUACCCCUAUGACUCGGCAGUGCAAGAGCUUCGCUUGCUGUGCAGAGAUUGCUGUCCCCAGAGAAAGCUGGAGUGCAUUGUUCGAACGUUGCGUCUGAUCUGUGCUUGUGCUGAGGACUACUCCUGCCUUCAUGAGGCAGAAUCCAAAACCGCAGCCAUUGGGGCAGAUGACUUGUUGCCCAUCCUCUCCUAUGUGGCUCUGCACUGUGAGCUGCCUCAGUUGGUGUCAGAGUGUGCUGCCCUGGAGGAGUUCAUUCAUGAAGGGUAUCUGAUUGGAGAGGAGGGCUACUGCUUGACCUCCAUGCAAAGUGCUCUGCAAUACGUGGAGUCAUUGCACACUGGAGGAUUUCAGCUGCACAACACUAAAUUCACCUGAUACAGGCUGCUGCUUUGAAAUGGAAACCAAUAUUCCCUGUGUUGCAGUGCUCUGAAGUGGCAGUGCCUGUUAGCUGCAGACUGGACCACGGUUCAACUUAAUUCAGUGUUCUGAGCAAGAAAUGACUUUGGCUGUCAAAUUAAUUUUCUGGACCUAGUUUCCAAGUUCUGUUUCUGUUCACCCAGGUGAUUUGACAAAGCCUGAUUGUUACCUGGACGAGUUGCAAUGUGGAAUUUAUUUGCUUAUGACUGCUAUUGAGGGGCAUUUAGGUCAAGUGCUUGAAGCUUUAUCAUACGUCAACCUGAAGUCUGCAAAAAAAAUGUAUUGCUAUUGCUCAGUUUUAUUGCUUUCAUUUAGGAACUGACCCUGUCAUUUUAUUAAAUUAAUGUCUGAAAGAUGACUAUGUACUACCAUAGAGCAACAUGUCUCUCUUUUGAAACUCAAAAAAAAGCAUGAAUUGAUCAAUUAUUGUGUAGCUGCUUACAGAAUAUUAUAGGAAUAAUUUAUUUUAGUCAGGAUGUCAGGAUUCCAGUUCAAUUUUAAUGCUUGCAUUCAGGAUAUGUUUUAAGGUAAUGCACACAUGUUUCUAAAUAACUAGGUUGGUGUGAGUGAUUGAAACUAUGCUAAGUAUUGUGUUUCCUGAGAAUGUGUGUUCAUGCAAGAAUUUGUGGGGACAAUGCCUCUGAAAAAGUGCAUGCAAAAUUGAGAUAUGGGCCCCCCAACAAAACAUUUUGGGACCAUGAUUAGAACUAAUUUAGUGUCAAAUUAUUUUGUGCAUUUGGGUGGAUGGAGUUCUAGGGGGAUUCUCACAGGGUUAUGGUUAAUCACUCUUUUGGAGUAUCUUAGAGCACAGGGAAAAAUGGCAAUACUUUUUAAUUCAAUUCUGACUUCACUUCUGAAAGUCAUCAGUUAAACUAAUUCACUGUAAUAGUGUGCACGCCAGCAUGCACUUGCAGAUAAAAUGUUAAAGCCACAGGGACUGCAAAGAUAUUAAUUGUUUUGCUACUGUGGUUGAACAUUUUAACAACGAUGUUUUAUACUUACAGAAUAUAUCAUGAACUGGUGUCAGUACAGUAUUAGGUUGAGGUUUAAAGUGGGAUGGAUUUAAGGGAGAGUUUUAGUGUUUAGAGGACAUGCUGAGAGUUGACCAGUCACUCAAAGCACUGCUUCCUCUUCAAUGGUUGCGUUCCAGGCUGACUACAUUGCAGACGCAUCUCACAACGCCAAGAUGGGUGUUUUAAUAUAUCCGCUAACCACAUCGUAUGAUAUUGCAAUCUGAUGCCAAACUGCACAGCUUGACGAAGCGCGCAACCAUUUGUUGAUGCAAUGCCUGUGACAGUCGGCCUGUGUCUCACAGCUAUAUGAAAACACAGAUCACGGACAACUCUUAAUACCUGGUUUAUUGACUCAAUUUAUAAUUUUUAUUCAUACUGUUUUAUGCUGUUUGUUUUCUAUUUAAUACUUUUUAUUUGGUCUGUUAAAGAAAUGAAUGGUUCCAAAAGAUGUAAAAAAUGUUUUUGACAUCCUAAAAUAAUUGUACCACCUGUCAGCAUUGUCUUUUGACACCAUCUGUGAAAACUGUAACACCAAAAAUGUGCUAAUAUGUACUGUGUAUAUUUAUGUGAGAGAAUUAUGUAAAUAAUAAUAUAAUGGGAUGUAAUGAAUGCUGUUGUAUUUCACACAGUACGUGAACCACUACAUUGACUCAACUAAUUCUGACCUGUAUUUGUUUGUUUUUUUUGCUCUUGAAGCCUUAUGAACAUGUAUGUUGGUUAGAGACUCAGAUUCAAUAUGCUAUUUUAUUGGAGAAACCCCCCAUAGACAUUCAUCUGUGUGGAGGGUCUUAGUCUGGGUGGUUGUUAUGAAUAUCUAUGUGUGUGUUGUCCUGGAGGUUUAUAACAAUAAAGAAGUUGAGGAAAAAGUGUC